GGUUAUCAAUCCAAAUUCCAAACACUUUCAUUCCAUCCGCUCAUUUAAUUGAAGUCCAAAAGCCAGUCUUCUGCCCCACCCUUUUGGUUUCCCCUGUUCCGAAGGAAAACAUUGAUCCGUUAGAAGACCAAUCCCCUUCCCACAAGAAAUUCUCAACCACUUCCAUGCCGACGUUCAACCGCCGCACUCACUAAAACCUCCCUCAAAUAUGUCCGCCGCCGGCGUUAGCAAAUUAGGCACCUCACUCUCCGUAGUCUUUGUAGCCUUUCUCGUAGCUCUCUUUGCCCAGUUCAUUCUCGUCCUCUGCCGCCGCCGCCGCCGUCGCCGCACCGUUCCCCCUGUCUCCGGCGAUGACGAACGCCGGUCUCCGCUGGCAUCGAAAGAGGUUUUCUUGUUUUUCUGCCUCAGGACUGCCGCGCACCCCUCCAGGGUCGAGCCCAGCUCCACCCCGGGCGUCGAAGACUCGGCCGGGCCGUCCCCUGAGUCGCCGGAGAUGGAUCUCGUCGACCUGCUGAAGCUUUCCGGCGGCGGCCUCUACGGGCCCUCCAAGAUUCUAUUCACGAUCAAGGAAGAAGAGAAGGAGGAAAUGGAAUCUGUUUGUUCUAAUUCGGCGGAGAAGGGUCCGGAGUGGAAAUGCGACGGUGGCCGGAGGAGCUUGGAGGACUGUUUUCAGAUCGAGCAGGGGACGCCGGAAAAUAAGCCGGCGGUGGUUUGCUCGACGGCCGAUCAUUGCUGUGUGAAUAUAGAAACGACGCCGUUCGCCACUCCAAGCGCCUCGCCGUCGUAUUUCACUCCAUUGGCCUCGCCUGGACAUGGACUUCCAAUUAACUCGCCGCCGCCGGCACCUGACGUUUAGGCGGUUUACCUCAUGAACAGUACUCCGUAUUUAAUUUUAUUUAAAUUUUGCCAUUUGGCCAUUAUUUUUCUUUUAAUCCCUCUUUGACAAUUACUAAUAAUUUCCUAAUAUUUCGUUGGUUCAUGUCAUUGGGUAAAAAAGAAGUCUCAUAUUU
This is a messenger RNA of Cuscuta campestris, 1010 nucleotides long. Lineage: Eukaryota; Viridiplantae; Streptophyta; Magnoliopsida; Solanales; Convolvulaceae. The record is from the annotation of a GenBank genome assembly.